AGGGAACGAGGGGUGGCUGUCUCUAAUACCCUCACUCUCGCAAUUGUCUGCGGGCUGAGAGGCUUCUGGUCCUGCUUGUUGUGUAUUUCCCACCUCUCACUACAGUCAUUCGUUCGUGAUCGGGGCCUUCCUUCAUUUGAGGUGCUUCUUUUCAAUUCUAGCUUUACUUACACAGCUGCAUGACAGGAGCAUCAAGACUUCAAGCGGGCGUUUGCUGACCGUCGCUUGAAGAAACAACUGCAUAUCAAUAUACGACCUUUUCAACAUAUAAAAAUAUACAACAGAACAGCAGGACCUGGAUAAUAAUGCACCAUGGUUGAUCAGGGAAUCCACGGAAGAUGGUACGAAAUCGUGGGGAAGAUUUUCAACCGGGGCCUAAUUGGAGACAUUCUCAACACGCCCGGCGCCAUCGUCAGUCAAGUAUUGUCGUCGCCAGCGACGACAACACAGGAGAACGUCCAGGCAGAGGGUACGCCAGCGGCGGCGGCAACGACACAGGCUGCUGCUGCGCCGGCUGCAACAACACAAGCAGCCGCUGCUCCUGUAGCCGCGACGACAUCGCCGGCCGCACAACAACCUGCUGCAUCGCCGGCAGCGACGACGAAGCAGGAGCAACAGCAAGCUGCCACAACACCAGUCGCUCAGGCGCCAGCAGCGGCAGCGACCACAUCACAGCAGGCAGCCCAGGCAUCACCAACAACAGUUGCAGCAGCAAACCCUCCGGCGGCUUCAACUACCUCUUCGAAGGUUGCAGCUGCUGCUUCAUCAACACCAGCUGCAGCUGCUACAACUAUUCCGGCAGCCGCCGAGAAUGCAGCCUCAUCACCAGUGCUAUCACAGGCAGUUACACCACAGGGGACGGGAACAAGCGUGACCGGGCUUGGAACUGCGGGUACCUCAAGUACGAGAACCGGUGGGACCAAUGCUACACAAACACCAUCACCAAACUACGAGAAUACAUCACCAUCAAACAGCCAGGGACCAUUGGUUGCCACUGGAGUCGUGCUGGGUAUCGUAGUGCUCAUGGGACUCUCCCUCUUGAUAUUCUGGUGCUACCGACGGAAGAGGAGAGCAGCCCGGCAUCGUCAUGAAGCCGUCGCCCCCGAGAGUCCUAGUAACGAGUACGGUCCGGCCUCGCCUUUCCGCGACCACGUCGAUCAGAGCUUCACUGAAAUGACUGAGACUCGCACGGUCUCCAGCGAAGAUGACUCCACCAUUCGACACCCCGAACCCGGGUACCAGCCUCCGUCUCAGCCGCCGAUGUCGCCUCAAACACAAGAUACACCAAGAACAAACCCAUAUGCAGCAACUCCUUUCUCAUACGCUCAAGCACAACAAUACGUUCAAUCGCUCGCAGGAACAGGGACCUUCGGCUUCCCUCCACCACCCCCUAUCCCUGAGCCAUCACCUAUACGCAUCUUCAGAUGGCCGACUCGCUCAUCCCGCAGCGGCAAUUCUACACCCAGCGUCUUCUCCGCGUUCCGCACACCAAAGACGCCUACACGUACUCUCUCUCGGGCUUCUCGAAGUACCGUGUCAUCGAUGCUAUGGCACGGCCGCAGAGAUGUCGCCCGGAGAACCAUAAUCCGUGCUCCCGGAUCUCAAAAGUCGGCCAAGUCGCGUACCAACGGCUCUUCCCAUAGCCCCGAGAGCACGAUGCCAGAGGGCCUGCAUACUCCCAUCCUGGAUUGGCUUCACUGGAUCCGCGGCCAUCAACAAGUAGAGCCCGACCCAGAGAUGAACCAUCGCAAGAGCUUCGCCAGCACCACGGAGAGCUCCAUUUCCGAAACAAGCGUUGCAAGCACGGCCAGUAGCGGUGUCUUCUCGCCCACACUCCUUUCAUACCACCCUCCGGCCAACACGCCAAGUAUUGCAACCGAUACUAUGCAAUAUCUACCUUUGCCUCUAUUCAAGAAGAGGGCUAGUGACGUCAAUAGUGAGGUCACGAUGGAACCGUCCGGAACCGUCCGCAUCCCAAGUUUUGGAUGACGACAGAAAACAAAACCUAAUGACAUCCCAUUUUUUGGGCAACAGUCGCUCAUUGCAUGGCUCAGGUGUUCUGAUUUAGCAAAUACUCUUUUUUCAUUCAGUAAAUAUUAAAUCUGAACAAACUACUCAAACACAAUGUGCCUAAGUCUCAACUCUUCAAUUAGUCUAACUCAAGGCUCUGUGCCAUCAAUGAUAACUUCUCGUUCCAUGCCGUUCUUGUUCCUCCCGAGAUGAAAGC
Colletotrichum godetiae is the source of this 2227-nucleotide messenger RNA. RefSeq lists its product as uncharacterized. Bases 313 to 1989 code for a protein of 558 amino acids. The record is from RefSeq and is a predicted model, not a curated record. NCBI's taxonomy places the organism in Eukaryota, Fungi, Ascomycota, Sordariomycetes, Glomerellales, Glomerellaceae. The transcript has 2 exons.